AUGGGCUGCUGCUGCCGCCUCCUCCUCGCCCUCCUCCUCCUCCCGGCAGGACUGGGCGGUGACUCCACAGCAUCACCCCUCACCCCCGCCAGCCCUCCCUUCCCCUCGGAGGAGAUCCCAGCCGGGCCGGGCUCCAGGGAUGCAGCUGUCCCCACGCCAGCUCCUGGCCAGCCCUCGCUGCCCAUGUCUAUGGGACCUGCCGGAGACAAGGUGUCCUCUGGGCUGGCAGAGGGGGAUGGCCGCAGUGACACCCCCAGGGUGACACUGUCCCCUGCUCCUGCCUCCGUCACGGGGAGCUCCAUCACCGCGGCCACCGUCACCAUAACCGACAGCCCAUCCGUAGCCUCCAACACCAGCUUGGUGCCACCAACCUUGGAGACAGCCCCAGGUCUUCAGACAGUAAAUACUGCCAGCUUGGCAAGAGGCACGAUGGAUUUCAGGGCAGCUCCCAGCCCCACGGGUACACCUGCAUCAUCCUCCUCCUCCUCCCUCCCCACCAGCAACCUGCACUCACCCCCCAGGACGGACUUGUCCCCAACACCUCUCCUCAUGAGCCCUGGCACCGCCCAGCCACCGGCACUGACCAAGGACGUCCCUUCCCUGGGGACGCUGGCCAUGGCAUCAAGCCUGGCCGUGGAGCCAACGUCCCCCCCAGUGACUGUGACGAGCCCCACCGCAGCGGAGGCCGCGGCCACCGGCAAAACCACCCUUUCCACCGGAGUCACCAUGGAAGAGGUCCCACGUGCCUUGAGCACAGGGAGCAUCGUGGCCAUAACCAUGACGGUCAUCGUGGUGGUGGUGCUGGUGUUCGGGGUGGCGGCGUACCUCAAGAUCAGGCACUCCUCCUACGGCAGGCUUUUGGAUGACCACGACUACGGCUCCUGGGGCAACUACAACAACCCUCUCUACGACGACUCCUAGCAGGGACGAGGGGAAAAAAAUAAAUCCUUAAUUUAUAAGUGCUUCUGCAGCAGAGCAUCCGCUGUCAAGGAGAUGCCCGGGCGCUCAGCCGCUGCUGCGGGCAGGAUUACGGCGGGUCCGACGGACGA
Gavia stellata (red-throated loon) is the source of this 1049-nucleotide messenger RNA. RefSeq names its product prostate androgen-regulated mucin-like protein 1 (gene PARM1). NCBI's taxonomy places the organism in Eukaryota, Metazoa, Chordata, Aves, Gaviiformes, Gaviidae. The coding region runs from base 1 to 921 and encodes 306 amino acids. Gene Ontology annotation, cellular component: early endosome; Golgi apparatus; late endosome. The record is from RefSeq and is a predicted model, not a curated record. The transcript has 4 exons.